UCUGCCUCCUGUCGUGCGCAUGCGCUUACGCUGACCGACAUGCGAGACAAGAUGGCGGCCGUGGGAGAAACAGCGUGAGAGUCUGAACGAGUAUCUCAUUGAAACUGGGCAUCAUGGCUUUUAACAGUAACCAGUACAUCUUUGGGGAGUUCAGCCCAGAUGAAUUCCAUCAGUUCUUUGUGAGUCCUCGUUGCACAGUUGAGCUUCCUCCCGUCAGUGAGAAAGUUUCCUGUGGCUCUCAAUCAGCAGGAGAUUGCCAGGACAUCCAAUUUGGUGCUGAUGAAAUAGAGUUGGAACCAACUGUGCUUAACGAUUCAGUUUACAAAAUUUCAAGUAACCUCAACCCUCAGGCCCCAGAGUUUGUUCUCAACUGCCAGCCCGCAGAGCAGACCUGUGAUUUGUCUGAUGUGGAUACAAAGUAUAACUCACUGAACUGCCAAUUUGCUGAGCCUGACCUUUCUUUGGAUGCAAGCAUACCAGAUGGCCCUGAUAAUGACGUUGCCAGUGGUGGGCUUGCACAGAGGGAACGGAAAAAGAAGAAGAAGAGACCGCCUGGGUAUUACAGUUAUAUGGACGUUGGUGGGCAUGAUGCUGCUGUUUCAGAGACUCUUGUAAAUGGACAUGCUUCAAAUGUAGCAGGACUUACUAGUUUAAGCACAGAACAAGAUUUUUCGGUAGAACUGCUUGAACCAUCACCUACUGAGAGAACUUGUGAUAGUCCUGCAAACUCUGUGGACUUCAUAAAUGAAGCUGCAUCAGACAUUCAUGUAUCAAAUGCACUAGAUGAUGAUGAUGAUGAAGAUGAUGAUGAUGAAGAUGAUGAUGAUGAUAGGACUGCUGAGCAGACUCAGACCUGCAGGUUGACACAUUUGGAACUUUAUUGUCACCCGCUUGAAACUGGAAGUGAUAGCACCCUAAGGACAGCUGUUGACCAGCCGUGUUCCAAUAGUGAAUCUACUGAAAAUUAUGGAGAUAGCAAUGGCCAGAUGCUUGAGACUUCUAUUGAUUUCUUUGUAGACAGUGGUGUGGGACUGCUAACUGAGGAGGGUAUCGAUUCGGAUCAGACUAAACUGGAGGAUGCACCACCCACUGCCAGUACCACAGUUCCUCAUUCCUUAACACCUUUGACUGCUCAGCCUGCCAAGUCCUGGGCUAGUCUAUUUCACACAUCCAAGUCUUCAUCAGGUCCUGUAGCUUACGUGGAGUCUAAAUGUACACCUCCUCCUCCUAGCCCUACUGUUGUGCCCUCUGAAAAAGUACCACAAGUCAAAGAGGGUCCAGUUUCAGUCUCUGACGACCCAGAAGCACCACGUAUCGCAGAAUUGUUGAAUGCUGUUAAAUUAAUACACAAACCAGUGUCGCUACAACCUCGGGGACUAAUCAAUAAAGGAAACUGGUGUUACAUCAAUGCUACUCUGCAAGCUUUGGUUGCAUGUCCUCCAAUGUAUCAUCUGAUGAAAUCUAUUCCAAUGUUUGAGAAGACUGAACGACCAUACACGUCAACUCCAAUGAUUGACAGCUUCGUUCGUCUGAUGAACGAGUUCAGUAAUAUGCCGUUACCUUCCAAGCCAAAACAGCAAGGUGCUGCUGACAAAAGUAUUAAAGACAUUCGUCCUGGAGUUCCUUUUGAACCUACAUACAUUUACAAACUGCUGACUGUUAUCAAGUCAAGUUUGUCUGAAAAGGGUCGUCAAGAAGAUGCUGAAGAAUAUCUGGGCUUCAUCCUUAACGGCCUUCAUGAGGAAAUGGUGGCACUGAAAAAGAUGCUGUCACCGCCGGCCCCAAAGAACGCUGUGUUGAAUGGCCCUGAGCCUCCAGUUAGUUUUGAGGAUGAACAGGACAAGGAAGAAGAAGGUAGUGAGGAUGAGUGGGAACAAGUAGGACCCCGUAACAGAAUUUCAGUUACACGCCAGGCUGACUUUGUUCCGACUGCCAUUACAGACAUCUUUGGUGGACAUAUAAGUCAGACAUCUGAGGUGUGUGCAGUCAAAUCUGUGGUAUAUCAGAUGAGCUCUAAGGAGUCUGCUACUCUGCAGCCGUUCUUCACCUUACAGCUAGAUAUCCAGUCUGAGAAGAUCCGCACAGUCCAGGAUGCUUUGGAAAGUUUUGUUGCGAGGGAGUCCGUCCAAGGCUAUACCACGAAAACCAAGCAGGAGGUUGAGAUUAGCCGCCGAGUCACUUUAGAAGAGCUACCUCCUGUUCUUGUUCUGCACCUCAAGAGGUUUGUCUUUGAGAAAACUGGUGGAUGCCAGAAGCUAACCAAGACGAUUGAAUAUCCUAUUGACUUAGAAAUCAGUAAAGAUCUCCUUUCUCCGGGUGUAAAAAGUAAAAUUUUCAAAGGACAAAGAACAUACAGACUCUUUGCAGUUGUUUAUCACCAUGGGAACAGCGCUACUGGUGGCCAUUACACUACGGAUGUCUUCCAGAUUGGUCUCAAUGGAUGGUUACGCAUUGAUGAUCAGACUGUAAAAGUUAUUAACCAGUACCAGGUGGUAAAGCCGUCUGCAGAUCGCACAGCCUACCUCCUGUAUUAUCGUAGAGUGGAUCUGCUGUGAAAUCCUUUUUGCUGUGUGCAAAGUACCUGCUUUUUAGAGCACCUUUUUUUCCCACUAACUCUUCCUUUUUGCAAUGCUCUCUCCAAUGAAUUUUUCUUUUCAUUCAACUUUGGGAUAGACUGUAAAGGAAAAAAAAACUUGGGACUUGUGCACAACAUUGCUUGUGUUGACUUCUGACUUCCAAAACAGUCAAAUUAAUCUCUAAUUAAAAAAAAACAGUACGUGGAGCCUUGUCAUGCACAGUUUCAUUUCGGAAAUAAUUGUGAUGAAUCUUGAUAUCCACCAAGAGAAUUUUUACCUGUUCACCGAUACCAGAUUGCGUAGUACAUCACGAAACCUGCACCAGCAUCAAAACUCUUAGUUACAUCUGAGUAACUGACGUCAGACAUCCCGAUAAUUUUCACACCUUUGGCAUUUGACAGUACAACAGUGUACAAGCCAACCUACCAGAAAAUGCACAUUACUAAAUUUGAGGACCCAAGAGUGAAAGAGCCCAACAAUCCUGGUUGCUGGAUUAAUAUGGGAACAGCAUUUUAACAAAUGUCCUUAUUGGAUUUGCUUCCAAGGCCACAUUACUUUAUGGAUCUGAUGUGAAAGUGCACAUUUUGGGAUAAAAGCUAUUAAAAGUACAUUCAGAUGGGUGAUCUUAACUUUAUUAAACAAUUCAGAUUACAGUUGUGAUUCUGUGUACACUGGAUUAUAACAUUUUGAAAAAACUAAAUUGAUAUUCCAUUGUCUGCAGUUUACUUUUGCUGUUUGCUCACAUCUUUAUAAAUAUCUCAACUGUACACGGUUCAGUGAUAUCUAUAACAGUAUAAAGUUGUCACCCAUCAAUUAAAAAAAAAAAAAAUCACAA
This is a messenger RNA of Protopterus annectens (West African lungfish), 3411 nucleotides long. It is a transcript of the gene USP10, whose product is annotated as ubiquitin specific peptidase 10. Gene Ontology annotation, cellular component: cytosol; nucleus; early endosome. The coding region runs from base 114 to 2555 and encodes 813 amino acids. The transcript has 15 exons. Gene Ontology annotation, molecular function: cysteine-type deubiquitinase activity; cysteine-type endopeptidase activity. The record is from RefSeq and is a predicted model, not a curated record. NCBI's taxonomy places the organism in Eukaryota, Metazoa, Chordata, Ceratodontiformes, Protopteridae. Gene Ontology annotation, biological process: regulation of autophagy; DNA damage response, signal transduction by p53 class mediator; protein deubiquitination.